AUGAUGAUAGUGCGAAAGGUGUGGGGCGGCGAUGCUGAUGAUGAUGAUGACGACAUCCAGUGGUCCAGACUGCAACUGUUAUUGUGUUCCUGUUCGCUAUAUUUCGCUAUCAUCACGCUCUUUGUGACCAUCACGUUCUUCAUCGCCAUCAUCGCCGGCAUGCAUGGCAUGGUCAUCAACAGCUUCAGCUUGAUGAAGACGAUGCAGUUCGGCGAUCGGACGUGGAUCAAUCAGAUGGCGCGCUGCGCCCUCGGCCUCGAUGACGAUAGCCAUGCCGCCACACGCCAGAUCCUGGGCCGGCAGCAUCCUGGAUUUGAGAUCACGGCCGCACUCUGCAAACAGCGUGUGGCGAUCAGAUGUUUGGUAUGCAUCCUACGCGCCAUCCUCGUUGAUGUCACGCCGACUGUGGCCAAUGUCGACAUGGAGGAGCUCUCCAUGGCUGCAGAGUCUGCCGUGGGGCAAGGGAAUAGCCCGCCUCGCCGACGGCGGAGCUCUCCGCUUCCUUCGCCUUCUGUGUCGAUCAAAACGCCGAGGUCUCCAUUCUCUGAGGAUGCAACGGGUCAGCGCAAGGCGAGCGCCACCCCGGUCAACUUCGGAAUGGAGACACCGCCGCGCACGGACAAGCUCAAGCCACUUUCCAGGCCGCCGACUCCAGACAAGACUCCCAGACGGCGUCUUAUUGAUGGAGGUCCGGAGAAGCCGCCGCUGCAGCCGCUCCACGAAAGAUCACAAGCAGAAGCUGAAGAGCCUAAAGAGGAGACAGAGCCGGCCGGCAAAGUACCGCCGAAGCCCUGGAGCCCCAGGAUACCUGCAAAGUCCAGGCAGGGGCCUUCGAACGACAGCCCGACUGGAAGGUUGUCGCCGCCGUCGACGGAUCGGGCGAGCCCGGAGACCUUUCCGCGGCCGCUGCCUCGCAUGGCAGCCACCUUGCUGCCAACCGUGCGGCCCAAGUCGGCGAAACCUGUCCAGAAGGCGGUGGCGUUCAACUGCUCGACUCCACGGCCAAUGACGUGUGGUGUGUGA
Messenger RNA from Symbiodinium sp. CCMP2592, 1023 nucleotides. The record is from the annotation of a GenBank genome assembly. NCBI's taxonomy places the organism in Eukaryota, Dinophyceae, Suessiales, Symbiodiniaceae.